Molecule: messenger RNA, 3031 nt
Organism: Amoebophrya sp. A25
Lineage: Eukaryota; Dinophyceae; Syndiniales; Amoebophryaceae
Source: the annotation of a GenBank genome assembly
AGCACAUUAAGACAUCAUGUCGGCCUCUGCCUGUCAUCGAGCUAAAGUGGUAUCCCGUUUACCCGAGGUGCAUAAAAACCGGCGAGCCUUCGGGAGCCAUCAAAACCGAGUUGCGCACCAAGUGUUAGGGAUUGGGCUACGAUAAAACUAGCUGGGAUUUGAGUUUUCCGGGAGCGAGCCUUCUUCGCUAGGACUCGUCGAGUUCUCGGGGAGCGAGCCUUCUUCGCUGGGAUUCGAGUUAUCCGGGAGCGAGCCUGUUUCUUAUGGAUUUAGACGUAGCUUAGCCUCACCAAACAUUAUCGUUCUUUUGCUUCUGCAAGUAUCUUACUCAUUUAUUUUUCAUGGACGGCAGGAGGAAUUUUCAAUCACGAUGAUGCACUUUGGUUGCUGGGGCCACGUCCCCCAGCAGCAAGAUCCAUAUACGAUCUUCUGGGUGUUAUUUAACUCUAGUGUCCCUGCCGAUCCUUCCUCAAUUUUGUAUGAGUGGUUGUUUAGCUAGCCAACACUUUGCUAGAAUUCGCCUCCUAUAUCCAUCACGGUUAAUGUGCGCUUAGAUAGGUGGCUCUGCGAGCCCGCGCUAGCUUUUCUACAAGGCAGGCCACGUCCCUGUUCUUUGAAUUUGCUUGUAGCUUCGGGCCAUCUCCCCGAUUCAAGUCACGCGGCGGUGCACUUGUAGACAGUAGACAACAAAAAAAAACUUCAACUUUGCGCCUGAGGCCUUGAGGAACGACCGGACGAUCGUCAUGCAGGCCGUGGAGAAUCAUGCUGACUCGCUACGUUUUGCAUCUAAAGAGUGCCGGAACGACCGCGAAAUCGUUCUCAAAGCAGUUGGAAAAGACGGCGCAGCCCUCAAGUAUCUUACUCAUUUAUCUCUUCAUGGACGGUAGGAGGUAUCUUGAAUCACGAUUAUGCACUUUAGCUGCUGGGGGCCACGCCUCCCCGCAACAAGAUCGAUUCAUCUAUGUAUGAUCUUCUGGGUGUUAUAUAACUGUAGUGUCCCUACCGAUCCUCCACCAACUUCGCACGAGUUAGUUGUUUAGCUAGCCAACGCUUUGCUAGCAUUCGCCUCCUAUAUCCAUCGCGGUAAAUGUGCGCAUAGAUAUGUGGCUCCGCGAGCCCGCGCUAGUUCUUCUACAAGGCAGGCCGCGUCCCUGUUCUUCGCUUUGUUUGUAGGUUCCGGCCACGACCCCGAUUUAAGUCACGUGGUGGCGCACUUGUAGACAGUAGACAACAACAACAAAAAAACCGCAGGCAUGCAAGUGACGAGCUUCAAAAGGAUAAAGGAAUCGUCAUGAAAGCAGUGGAAAACUACCCUUUCGGGGCACUUUAUUGGGCAGAUCCAGAGCUGAAAAAAGACAGGGAGAUUUUAAGGGCAGUAAGUACUUCAUUCUCUCGGUUCCGUGUGACCCAUCGUCCUGAUUGGAUUCCCCCUAGAAGCCGAGAGGGAAUACCAACAGGGCUGCAAGGCACCUAGACCACACGGGUAAUAAGCGUAAGUGACUAUGUCUUCUAAUUCAUUCCGAGCUGCUAAGGAGCCGCGAGUUCAUACUGAAAAGCCUUCAGACGGAUGCCAAUUAUUGAUAUGCAAGAAUAGCGAAGGUGUUCGACGUAGCUAGUUGGGGUGUGUGCUAUGUAUGUUUGCAGACUAUCGGCGCCUCUGCCUUUCUCUUCCUCCUUCAGUAUUCUGCUUUCUAUUCGUAUUCUCGGUGGCUGCGCAUCCUACACGCAGCGUAUGUGAUUGGCCAUCACAUGCUGCGUUCGUAUUCUACUCGUAAUCGUACUCACUCUAUUCCUAUUCAGGUAUUCAGUACUCUACUCUCUUCUUUUCUUUUCCCACCCUCUCCUCCCUUGUCCUCAUGACACACUAGCCCGUUAGCGGGUCCAAUCGCGCGCCCUUCGGCGUCAGGCUUUUCUUAUUCUCACGACUCAUCUUCGAUUCAUGGUUCAAAGCGAUUGGAUGCCGCUAGUGGGCUAGUCUGUCAUGUUGGCAGAUCUAGCAAAAUCGUACUCACCUCAAUUUAGUCUGCGCCUUCAAGUAUGCACCUCAAAAAUGGGAUUUGUGGCGCGCAAGUGCCUGACGAACUACAAAACGAUAAGGAGUUUUUUCUGCAAGCGGUACAGCUAAACGCCUGCGCAAUCGCGCAGGCAAGUGAACAGCUGCGAGGAGAUAGGGACGUCGUCAUGAAGGCUGUAGAGAACUGGACCAGCGUGCUUCAUUACGCAAGUAAGCAGUUACGCAAUGACCGAGGCAUUGUCAUGAAGGCUGUUGCAAAGGACGGCAUGGACCUCCAAUACGCGCAUCCAGACUUGCAAAAGGACAAGGAAAUCGUCAUGACGGCCGUCCAGCAAAAUCGCCGUGCGGGGAUGCACGCAGCUGAGGAACUGCAGAAUGACAGGGACGUAAUCAGGAUGGUAAGAGGAGGCCUUCUGGAACUGAUACUGAAUAAGUGAAUUACAAAUAUAUGCGUUGCAUUCUUAUUUCCGAGCAUAACGACGGGAAAUAGGUAAGAUAAGUUGUGCACUUUUUAUUUCUAAGCAUAACGACGACGUCGAGUUCUUGUCGAGGCAGUGUACUUAGUCGGGUUUGAUUAUUAUUGUUCUCUUCAUCAUGAUCAUCUUACCCUCGCCCUGGUGUUAAUAUGGCAUAUUUGAUUAUAAUAUAAUGCAUCCUAUGAAGUCAUCACGAAGUCAAGGUAAUCAUGCACUGACCUUCGCAACAGACAUGAGACAACAUACAGUCGUGUGUUGUAGCGGUAUCAGGCAACAUACAGUCGUAUCCUGUUAGUGAAUUCCAACAUUCUUGACGAUGUGCUGGACAUUAUCGAGAUGUGAGAUCAUGAUCUAGUGAGGUCAUGUUAAAGGUGGGGUCAUGUUUAAUAAUCGUGACAGGAGGUUAAUAACCCUAACCGUUUUAUGAGCACGCAGUGCGCAAAAGUUGCGAUCAUGGACCAAUAUGCUGUAGGAGAAGCAUAAUUCAUCUAACACUACUCAAAUAAUGACCACUAGUUGUACGGAGCAUCUGAAACUGAAU